Messenger RNA from Salvia miltiorrhiza (redroot sage), 1698 nucleotides. Its product is annotated as protein FAR1-RELATED SEQUENCE 5-like. The record is from RefSeq and is a predicted model, not a curated record. Lineage: Eukaryota; Viridiplantae; Streptophyta; Magnoliopsida; Lamiales; Lamiaceae. Gene Ontology annotation, biological process: regulation of DNA-templated transcription. The transcript has 3 exons. The coding region runs from base 1 to 1698 and encodes 565 amino acids. Gene Ontology annotation, molecular function: zinc ion binding.
AUGAAGUCAAGCGGCAUUGGCGUUAGUCGUGCAUACCGUUUCUUGGAGAAGGAGGCUGGAGGUCGUGCGAAUAUAGGUUUUACACGUAAGGAUGUCUACAACGAGUUGAAUCGUGAUACAAGAAAUAUUAGUAAAGUCCCCAAUGCCGACGUGAACAGAUUGUUGGAGUUCUUCACUGAGAAAGGAAGGAGUGACCCAUCCUUUUACUGGAGGGUAAAAGUAGGUGAGGAUGUUGAUGCGACCUACAAGACUAAUAAGUACAAUUUAAUUUGCGUUCCUAUAGUUGGCAUAAACCAUCACCGGACCAACGUGAUGUUUGCGGUUGCUUUUUUGUCGAAUGAGAGGAGCGAGUCGUAUGCUUGGCUGUUUGAUACCUUCCUUGACUCUAUGUAUGGUAAGGAGCCGUCUACAAUCUUCUCUGAUCAAGAUCAUGCUUUGAUGAAUGGCCUUGACCUCACAUUCCGUGAAGCUUCCCACCGACUUUGUCAGUGGCAUAUUAACAAAAAUGCGGCGAAGCAGUUUGGUCACUUAAACCAUGAUAAACAUUUUAAGAGUUUGUGGUACCAGUGCAUGAGUGGCUGUGAAACCGCGGAAGAGUUUGAGUCGACUUGGAUUAGUAUGAUUGUGGAGCACAAUUUAUCGGAGCAUCGCUGGUUUACGACCAUGUAUAAUUUAAGGAAACGUUGGUCGUCGGCAUUUACUCGUGACAAAUUUUCAGGAGGUCUACAUGCGACGUCCCGUAGUGAGGUUACCAACAAAGUCAUUAAGGAUUUGUGUAAGUCUACUUCGAGUGUAUAUGACUUUGUUAUUGGUUUCGAAAGUGUUAUGGAAAGUUGGCGUUUAACUGAGUCCGAGGAGGAUGCCCUUGGUCGAGGGGUGCCCGGGAUGCUUGUUCAACAAACAGGCAUAUUAGAGCAGGUAGCUAAAGUGUGCACUCGAAGCAUUUUUAAGUCUUUUGAGUACGAAUCAUUGUAUUCUGUUUCUGUUAAAAUGACACAAGAGCCCCCUGACUUGAAUGAUGAACUGUUGGUCUUCAAAGUGUGUUCGAGGACAGCGGUUAAUGGAAGCCGCACUGUUACGUUCAAUCAGUCAACCAAAUUCGCAAGGUGUACUUGCCAUAUGUGGGAGACGGAGGGGAUUAUGUGUCGUCACUUUUUUCGGGUGUAUUUUCACUUGAACUUGGAUGUUGUUCCAGACGAAAUGUUGAUGAAAAGAUGGAGGCGGGAGUCGAAGGAAUGGAUUGGUCUAAUUUCUGAUGCAAUAGAUUGUGCGGGAACAAAUCAGUUUAGUAACAUGAUAUUUGUGAAUCACUGCACAAAGCGUGUUUAUGACUUGGUGGCUCGGUUCAAAGAUGACUCGAUCUGUAGAAGUGCAAUCGACGAACAUAUUUCGACUAUGGAAGAAGUCGUGCAUAACUUGGAAAAUUUUGCAGGGAAUGAUGGAAAGUCGAAGAAAAGCUUCAAAGAGCGUUUGCACCGGCCUCUAAAAAAUCCUAUUUGCAAAAGGAAGAGUCGUCGGCGGCGCAAAAUGUUUAGCAAAUACUGGGCUGCGCGUGACUGCGAAGUAAAUCAGAAUUCCAGUAAUUACGAAGUGCACGGAGGACCCGAACACGACGACAUUAUGGGUAGUCAAGUUCCUGGUACACAAGGUGAAUCGGAGGACUUGCGUGUUGACGCGGAUCGUUUCUCAGUUGAUUAG